Molecule: messenger RNA, 989 nt
Organism: Olea europaea var. sylvestris
Lineage: Eukaryota; Viridiplantae; Streptophyta; Magnoliopsida; Lamiales; Oleaceae
Product: dolichol-phosphate mannosyltransferase subunit 1
Exons: 8
Coding region: 42-776 (244 amino acids)
Biological process (GO): protein O-linked glycosylation via mannose; GPI anchor biosynthetic process
Cellular component (GO): endoplasmic reticulum membrane
Molecular function (GO): dolichyl-phosphate beta-D-mannosyltransferase activity
Source: RefSeq, a predicted model, not a curated record
UAGAAGGGGUUCAAUGGUGGCGAUCGGGAAUCACAGGGAAAAUGGAAAAUUCGCAAAAGGAGAAGAGUAAUGCAAAGUAUAGCAUAAUAGUGCCCACCUACAAUGAACGCCUCAACAUCGCUCUUAUUGUUUACCUCAUCUUCAAGCAUCUUCCGGAUGUUGACUUUGAAAUUAUAGUAGUGGAUGAUGGGAGUCCUGAUGGAACUCAGGACAUUGUCAAACAAUUGCAGCAAGUAUAUGGGGAAAAUCGCAUUCUGUUGAGACCUAGACCCAGGAAGCUCGGUUUAGGAACUGCUUAUAUGCAUGGUCUGAAGCAUGCCUCGGGCAGUUUUGUUGUUAUAAUGGAUGCUGAUUUAUCACACCAUCCAAAAUAUUUGCCGAGCUUCAUCAAGAAACAGAUGGAGACAGGUGCGAGCAUUGUCACUGGAACUCGUUAUGUUAAAGGUGGUGGUGUGCAUGGAUGGAAUCUUAUGCGUAAAUUGACUAGCAGAGGGGCAAAUGUUCUUGCGCAGACCUUUCUUUGGCCGGGUGUAUCAGACUUAACUGGAUCAUUCCGUCUUUAUCAGAAAUCUGUGCUUGAAGAUGUCAUAAGUUCUUGUGUGAGUAAAGGCUAUGUUUUCCAGAUGGAGAUGAUUGUUCGAGCCUCAAGAAAGGGUUACCACAUAGAAGAGGUUCCAAUAACAUUUGUUGAUAGAGUAUAUGGAAGCUCAAAGCUGGGAGGAUCGGAAAUUGUAGAAUAUUUGAAGGGACUUCUUUACCUUCUUGUCACGACUUGAGAAUGACUCGAAGUCGUCGACCAUGAUAGAUUCUCUCAUUUAGCAGCCGUCAUUUUUGGUGUGCAUUACAAGUUUAUACAAUAUACUGCAUAGGUUUCCAUCGACAUCACUUGAAUUCUAACAUGUUUUAUAAAAAGACCUCUCGACACUUUCGGAGAGUUGAACAAUGUUUUUAUUUCUAAUUUUAUUACACUGGCAGUUUGAAGACUUAAA